GACAAGAGCCCGUAUAAAAGCUGACGGAGCUGACGCAAAGUUGUCAUGAGUCUUUUAACAAUGGAUAGUUGAGUUGAUAGUAGGGCUGGAAGCCAAAAUGUUGAUGACAAGGGAGUCUGCAGUUAUUGAUCGUUGGAGAGCAGUAUUAUAAUCACUUUUUAGAAACAAACGGAGUUAAAAACAAUUCGAAGCUUAUCCUUUCAACGGACCUUUUCAAGGGGCUUUUGUUUACAAACAAUGUUUGAAACAUGAAAGAUCUAGAAGAAAAUACGCAAGUUGGACAAAGUCCAGUUCGACCAAAUUCUCUUAUGUUUGACUAUGCUCACACGAUGGAAAUUGAAAUGGUCUUCAAUUCGGACGUAGAUAACAACCACCAAGCACCAACGGCAAAGACAAGUCGGAAAAAGAGAAGAAAAGCAGCCGAUAUCCAUGCCAGAAAAUUUGAAGAACUGUACCAGCCUACUGGCGAAGUUUUGGGACGUGGAUCCUAUGCUUCAGUUCAGACAUUUAAAAGUAUUAAUUCUAAUGACAACCGGGAAUAUGCAGUUAAGAUAAUUGAAAAGAACAACAGCAUGCAGAGGAGCAAAGUGUUCAAAGAAAUUGAGAUUUUCAGUAUGUGCCAAGGUCAUGAGAAUAUUUUGAAUCUGGUGGAGUAUUUUGAGGAGGAGAAUCGAUUCUACCUGGUCUUCCACAAGAUGGCCGGCGGCACUUUGUUGGCGAACGUCGAACGGCGUGGCCACUUGUCUGAGAAAGAAGCUCAAGCUGUGGUCCGGGAUAUCGCCAGCGCCCUGGAUUUCAUGCACAAUAAAGGAAUUGCUCACAGAGAUCUGAAGCCAGAUAACAUCCUGUGUCUGUCUGUUGACAAUGUUGUGCCCCUGAAGAUCUGUGACUUCGAUCUUGCCAGCGGUGUGCCAAAGAAUGAAGAUGGAGGAAGAACCCCUGAGCUUUUAACACCAGUUGGGUCAGCUGAGUACAUGGCCCCUGAAGUGGUUGAUGCUUGGGUUGGUGAAUCCUUCUCCUACGAUAAAAAAUGUGAUCUUUGGAGUUUAGGAAUUAUUUUAUAUAUCAUGUUAUGCGGGUAUCCUCCAUUCUACGGUCAGUGCGGUGAGGACUGUGGGUGGGAGCGCGGGGAGGCGUGUCAGGACUGCCAAGAGCUGCUGUUCACUCGCAUUCAGGACGGCUACUUUGAGUUUCCCGACAACGAGUGGUGCCACAUCUCGGACUCUGUGAAGGACCUCAUCGGUCACUUGCUGGUGCGAGACCCACGCAAGCGCUACUCGGCGAGUCAGGUGCUCAGCCAUCAGUGGUUGGUUCAGCCAGUGUCCGCCACGCCGCUGGCCACCCCACACCUUCUCACACGCAACAAUAGCACCAAAGAUUUGGAGUCUUUUGCAGAGGCAGCUAUUUCUAUCAACCGAAUGAUGCAGCAACAUCUGUUCAUUUCGGAAACCCCAGAGUUUACGUUUGGUCGUGACUCAAGCGAAGAAGAGGAGAUUGAUUCGGCCGACGAGUUUCUUAAUAUCGGUUUAUCCAUGAGAUUGUCGCCACCUGGUACAUCGAGUUUGGCCAAGCGCAGGACGACACUUAACAACCACAUGUGUGGCUCCAGCACAAGUGCCGACAGUGCAUCAAGCCUACCAAGCUCUGGCAGUUGGGCGUGAACGGUCUACAAUCAAUAUUUGACAAUAGAUAACAAGUUACACAGAUGAGCCUGUUAGAAGAACAGUCAUUGGUCAGACCAAUUUGGCAAACGCGAAGUCUUUCAUCCAAAGUGUAUUUUGGCAGUUAUUGAGUGUAUGGAAGAGUUCUGAUAAGACAUGAAGUUUGAGGUUUUUAUACCCUUGUGAUUUGUGAUAAAUAAGUGCAUUUGUUUUUCAUUCCCAGCUUUGAAGGAAGUGUGUGCGCAUUUUUUGAAAUUGUUUAAUUAAAAAAAAAAUUAAGAAUGCUUUCCUUCCAUGAAGGGACUUAAUUUUUUAUGCCCAUCUCUGAACAUCAUUUCUCGAUUAACAGGGCUAAAAAUUUGCCAUGAUUCGCACAAGCAUAAAACAUCCGAAUCUUAUUUGGAUUUGCAUAAAAUAUUUCCAAAAUUUAUUAAAUUGAAUAAUUGGUGAGUAAAACGUUACAGAAUUAAAACAAAAAAAAUAUUUAAAAAAUAGUCUGGUUAUCAAGCUUCAGUUUAAACUGGCUUCAAAAGCAUAGCAUACAUUCGAAUAUGUGCAUGUUCGAAACAUAGUGGUUUAUUGAGACUAGUCUGGCCUGGAGCCAAGUGGUGGUUGGUCCAUUUCUACGAACCAAAUUGCCAACAAAGAGAACCGAAAGGAACAUGUUUGUUCAGUUCUUACAUCAUACCAAUAGACAGUAAUUAAGUGUUUCCAAAUUUAGUAAUACAUCAGACAUUUCUAUGUUAAUUCGCCAAUAUUAUGUUCUUAACCUUGAAUUACCUGCUCUUUUUAAUCAAUACAUCUUUUUGUCGGUUGUGAAAAUGUGCUUCAGUAAUAUCAUACAAACAUUGAACCAAUGCGCAAAAUACAUCGGCAGAAGUAUCCCAUGCGCUGUUUACGAAUAAGCAAUCUUUGAAAAGUUGGUUUAUUUAAUCCAUAUACAGUUAGUAGCACAUGACACACAAUUCUAUAUACUAACACUGUUGAUAAAGUUUCUUCUCUGAAAAUGUUUAGAAUCGGAGGAUUCCCGUGGACUGCUUCCAUGGGAAUCCACAUUCUCGUGAAAAAAAAAGCCAAAUUUUUAGCCCUGAUUAAUAUAUUAAUGGAAUGUGCUGUAAAUCACAUUGUCAUUUUAAUUGCUAAUGUGAACAAAAUUUUCAAUGUUAAUCUUGUACUUCCAGACAUCAGAAUAGACAUUUGAGAUGGAUGUAUCAUAGGUUUUGGUUUCCUUCAAAUUGGGGAAUGAAAAACGGAUCAUAACACUACUGAUUUCGGUGAAUGUAUCAAAGCAGUGGGAGAUGCAGUAUUUUAGUCAUUGCCAUUUUACGCUCAUUUGUUAUACAUUAAUUUUCACCCAUCAUGUUAUUUUUUAUUACGUUUGUAUUUUUGCAUAUUUUUAUGGACACGUUUGUCUGUGAGGACAGUGUAUUCCCGGUGCACGAAGGUGUGUGCUGCAUCGGGGUGGAAGUUUAACAUAUUUAAGUUGAUGCUCAGGUCUAGAAUUCGGCUUGCACCACACACGUGGUGUGUUUGUGAGUGGUUUUUUCUGUACAUACCUCACUUGAUCUCAUAUCAUUGGAAAAAAAGGUUUUUAAGAAAUGUUUCCAUCUGCUGGAACAGCAUUGGUGGUUAAAACAUUGCAUGUAUGUACGUUUACGGUGGAUAGUAUGUGGCAGAACCUGUGUUUUGCAUGUUUGUUUUGUUUAAUCCACCACCAUACAUUGACAGUUGUUGACAGAAUUGAUGCCAUACAUCAUCAUAAUCAUCAUCAUCAUAGUCUAGUUGAGCUCAUUUCCUUGUCCAUGUUGUCAAAGGGCAUUCCAUAUUAGGUGAAUUCAUUUUAUACUGUUUUGCAUUUAACUGUACAUUUGGAAAGUCAAGACUUUCAUUGUCUUGAUGUUUGUCACCCCAUUUAAAAUACCAAAUUGUUUUGUUUGUACAGCAGUGUAACAUUGUCAGCUAUGUUUUUUUGUGGAGGACAGGGACAAUUCUUUUGGGGGUUUUAUGCUAGUCUAUGAUUGCAAAAGUAAUAGUAGCUGCCUGUUGUCCUUAAGAACAGGCGAAUUGCUAAAUCAAAAGUUUAAAAAGUAACCUAUUUAAUACAUAUACCAAAUUUGAAAGUAAAUGUUUAGUUAUUCCAUAUUUUCUUAAAACUGGAACUGUGAAUAACUUUGAGGGAGCAUUUGAACAGUAUAGGUUUGUAUUUUUCACGAGUUGUGGUUUCACUCCAUACUGUUUGUGGCAAAGAACAAUGUUUAUACCUAGUGAUUGUUGCUAGUGAUGGCUUGAGAUGGUUACACUUGCUUCACCUGCAUAACUAAACGCUGCAUGACAGUUGCAUAUUAUGAAGUAGAGUGAUUUGUGUCUGAAGCCUUGUUAACAGCUUCUAACAGCUUUGGAAUAACAUUGCAAGAGUUAUGUCAUACUGCCCGCGAUUGUGUCUUAAUCUUGCAAGAAAGUACGGUGUGUUUUUAUGACGGUUUGUUUUGUGAAUCCUUCAUGCCAAGUGACGUGAGAUGUGGAGGGAGUGCCACCGCUGGUAUUGGAUAUUUGUUUGGCAUUCCUAGUGCUUGCAGUGCUUAAUGUUAGGAAGACAUUGAUAUUGUCCAUUGGCAUGAGCAUUGACAUAAUGAAUUUAUCUGUGAUAUAUGAUAAAAUGGUAGGCCAAAAGCUGAUGGUGGAGGUAGAGUGGUGCUGCUGGCUGCUAAAAAAUGUGCCUUGUGGCAUUUUAUGUGAAUCUCUUGUGUGUAAUAAUGCUUUCGCGCAUAUCAAAAAAACGUUGUUCCAGUUUGGUAGCUGUGCAAUUAUCAUAAUGAAUUUAAAUUCCUAUUACAUAAUAAAGGAAAAAGGUAAAAAAGUUUUAUCAAAUGUCUUUGAUGUAAUAAAUGAAUAGAAACAAGAGAUCCCAUUAUUUUCGUGUAUACAAAGGUGCUAUUGACUUUAUGAGAGAUGGUGGCAGGUUUGCUAUUUUAUUUGUAACAAACAUUUUGAUGGAGCAAACUGGGUUUUUUUGGAGUAGCUUUGUCAAGUCUUCAUGUUCGAGAUUGGUUUCAGUAAAUGAAGUAUCAUUUUUUAAAAUGAAAAUUUGACAUGAAUUUGGUGAUCUUAAUAAAAUAACAAUUCUGCCAAGUUGAUCUCUCGCUAGUAAUGGUUGUUAAUGCAUAAUUAAUGCUGUUUAACUGUUCCAACUAUCUUGUGUUGUUUGUUAAAUUGUAUCAGAUUUUAAACAUAAUAUUCUGUUUCAAUUUCCAUCAUGUUAGCAGACCUACAUCAGUGGGUUGUAUUUUCUGAGAUGUGUAUGUGCGUGUGAUAACACUUGUAAACAUUCUACUAAAGUCCAUUUCUAAUUUAUAUGAAACUAAACUAAUACAAGACUUAAAAAAAAAAAAAAGCUUACUUACAAGGUUAAUCAUUAAAAGCCUGCUUCCUCGUUUGUUUCCACUCAUUUUUGGUUACUUAAAAAAUAAAAUAAUAAUAAUUUUGUAAACUGGGGUUUUUUUUACCACAAAAUUUCAGUGUCAUAAAUAAUUGCUAUAAAGACAUCCAAAGAAAACUAAAAACCAUAAAAGGAAGCAUAAUUAGUAUGUAACUUAAGUAAUUUAUUGAGUAGAAUAUUAAGCUAAAAUUAUUUUUUCUUGUGUCAUCCUUGCAUAAGUCUUUGUUUAUUUGUAUAGCAUUGAUAUAUUUUUGUGCAGGUCAGAUACAUUGGAUGAAUAUUUCUGAAGUGAUAUAUUUAAGAAUGUUGAAUUUGUUUGUCACACACACUACUUGAUACAAAUGGCCAAGAAUCAUGUUGGACAAAAACUUCUAAUGUGAAGAAACUAUUGUCCUUCAUUUCAAGCUUUUAACAACUGUAAAAGUAUUGGAAAAAAAAUAAAGCAAUUAUAUUUUCAA
Molecule: messenger RNA, 5555 nt
Organism: Gigantopelta aegis
Lineage: Eukaryota; Metazoa; Mollusca; Gastropoda; Neomphalida; Peltospiridae
Product: MAP kinase-interacting serine/threonine-protein kinase 1-like
Exons: 8
Coding region: 249-1661 (470 amino acids)
Biological process (GO): intracellular signal transduction; protein autophosphorylation; peptidyl-serine phosphorylation
Cellular component (GO): cytoplasm; nucleus
Molecular function (GO): calmodulin binding; ATP binding; calcium-dependent protein serine/threonine kinase activity
Source: RefSeq, a predicted model, not a curated record